CCCAUACCAAAUUUCAUGGGUGGAGACAGAAAUCCCCCAACGGAUCGGAUAAAAGACCGGCGGGCAUAGGAGAGCAACGCAGAGUGCGAGUAGUGAGUGAGCUCUGAAAAGAAACGGCAACAAUGGCGGCCUCUGCAACUGCAACAAUUUCGUUAUGCUCUUCAUUCGCAACCCAUUGCAAAAUCUCGCAAAACCUUCAAACUCUGGCAACCCAUUUCAGCUUUCCGUCUCUCUCCUCUUCUUCUUCCCACAAGCUGUCUUCUUGCUCUUUAUGGCGACCCACAUUCCCGCUUCUGAUCAAGUCGUCGGAGUUGGAUUCAGCCGUGGUCGUCGAGGCCGACUUUCAAGGUCCCGAACCAGAGGCCGGGCCCGAUGAUUCGGAGCCAGCGGCCUUGCAAGUCGUGGAAACCCCUUCGUCGGAUGCCCCAAAACGAGAGCAGCUGUUCGGCGUUGUCAUGAUCGGUGGGCGCCAGUACAUUGUCAUUCCUGGACGAUUUAUCUAUACUCAGCGGCUAAAAGGCGCUAAUGUCAACGACAAGAUUGUUCUCGACAAAGUGUUGCUGGUGGGGACUAAAACAAGUACGUACAUUGGAAAGCCAGUGGUGACAAAUGCCGCUGUACACGCUGUCGUUGAAGAGCAGGGACUUAAUGACAAAGUGGUUGUCUUCAAGUAUAAAAAGAAGAAAAAUUAUAGGAGAAACAUUGGUCACCGACAGCCGAAUACAUGCAUAAGGAUAACAGCGAUCACGGGCUACCAAGACUAUCCAGCAGUUACUCUCGAGUCGUAGGGCUGCAUAGGAAGGUUUGAAGGGUUGAAAUCAUCUCAACCUUCAACAAUUUACACUGCGGCCUUGUACAAAUUCAUUAUUUUACCACGUCAUAUCUAUUUCUAAGGUUCACCAAGGAGGAUUCGACCUUGGGUGGACAUAGAGCACAGACGCUGUGCACAACUCAUGUAUGCAUAAACACACUCUUCGUUUUUUGAACAUGCACUUGAGUCUCACAUGUGAGGAUAAGAUGGUCAUUUCAUCCCUUCCAUUUCAUCCCUUCCAUAGUCACUCCCCAUUCAAAAACAAAGAUAUCACGAACUGAAAUCGCAUCCGGGUGCGCAACUGAAUUCUUUGAUUGAACUACUUCUUGAUUGAUGCUGCUCCUUCCAUCUUUUCAUUUCGGUUUUAGAUUUGGUUUUUGUUUUGGAUUUUGAUUUUAGAUUGAUGCUGCUCAUCUUCUAUCUUGUAGUUUAGGAAUAGAGGUUGAAGUGUUGGAUUUGUUAUGGGGAUUGGGAUGAAAUGACCAUUCAUUCUCAAGGAUUCAUAAUCACCAUUGACAAAUAUGGUUCCAAUCAAUAAGCACAACAAACUACCAAGA
Messenger RNA from Malus domestica (apple), 1368 nucleotides. RefSeq names its product large ribosomal subunit protein bL21c-like. Gene Ontology annotation, molecular function: RNA binding; structural constituent of ribosome. Gene Ontology annotation, biological process: translation. Lineage: Eukaryota; Viridiplantae; Streptophyta; Magnoliopsida; Rosales; Rosaceae. The record is from RefSeq and is a predicted model, not a curated record. Gene Ontology annotation, cellular component: ribosome.